This is a messenger RNA of Emericellopsis cladophorae, 1602 nucleotides long. RefSeq lists its product as uncharacterized. The transcript is spliced from 2 exons. The record is from RefSeq and is a predicted model, not a curated record. NCBI's taxonomy places the organism in Eukaryota, Fungi, Ascomycota, Sordariomycetes, Hypocreales, Bionectriaceae. Bases 1 to 1602 code for a protein of 533 amino acids.
AUGGCCUCCCGAGCCAGACCCUUCGAAAUGGGCAAUGCGGCACCCCAGGGCCAGCCUGCACAGCAAGGCAACCCAAACAGAGCCCUCGUACAUCAAGCGCCCCGCCAACAAACCAUGAACCCUGCCUUCCGCAACGACGGUCGGGACGGCACAUACGCGUUGCCUCAAGCAAACAUGGGAGCGCUUGUCCAAUAUGGCGACGGGGCGGAGAACCUCUACCAGACCGGCCUAACCUGGGUCCCAGGUCAGCGUAUGGCACGAGGGUACUCCGACGAGGGCCCACGCAUGAGCCGCCAGGACUCGAUGUCAUCAGACUCGGUUUGGACAUCUCCAUCAAGCAGGGCCAACAGGUACUACAACGACUUCAACCGCCCCCCCAAACGCGAAAUCUUCGACAUCCGCGAAGACGACCAGUGUAUGACAGAGGCCCAGGCCCGCGAUAGACUUUCCUCCUAUGUUGUGAUCCGCAUGGAGAGGGCAAACGUCGAUCACGACGUGGAUCGCGAUGGCAACAGGAGACAGCCCACGUGGGAGAAGGCAGAGCAGGUCAUCCUGACGGACGUUUCCGAGAAAGAUGCGCACCGCAAGGUCAGAGAGUUAGACACAUUCACAGCCUGCAUCACCGAUAAAAGAAGCGAUCUGGCGGCUGCCAUCAACCAUCAACUUGACCACGCUCUUGAUAAGCUCGAGCAGCAGGAGAUAGAUUCCCGAUAUUGCUACGUGUUAGCGCAAAUCGACCAGAAGGAAAAGAAGGUAACGGUCGCCCCAGAGACUGCGCAACCAUACUACAUCGAGCUCCCACCCAGUAAAUCCAAGAGCAAUGGACGCAAAGACUCCAAGAAGAGACACAAGAAGAAGCAGAAGCCCAAGACGUACCUCGUCGAGCCAAACACCUCCAAGCCCCGGCGCGAGAAGCAGACUGUUUCCAUAACUGCAUACUUCAAGCGAACACCCAAGGCAGACGAGAAUUGCCUCAAAAUGCUCCGCGAGGCCGACGACAACUGGAAUCAGGGGCAGCGUGACGAAAUGCAGUCGGCCAGGCUGCGCCAGUCAAGCCGCCUCUUCCCCCACAGACCCCGGCACCCACCUCCAUCGCCCGAGCGGCUUCCCCGUCAGCAAAGCGGGCCUCUCGUCCUUCAGGACCCUAGACAGAUGGAGCCGCGUGCCCAGUCCAUGGUACAAACACAACAGCCAGGAUUCGCCCAGCAACAUCCACAGCAGAGAAUCGGUCUUUCUUAUCCAUAUUCAAUCCAGCAAGAGCCUCAGUCGCAACAGGCCAUGUCAACUCUACCGGCUGGCCAAGCUGCCUCACGCGUGCAGAGCAUGCACCCCCUGCGCCAGGAGCAACUCCACGACCAGCAGCGACAGGUCGCAGCUGCGCAACGGAUGCAGCAACCAGCCCAAAGGCCUGCUUUGCAACAGACAGGCGCAAAGGCUGUCGCGAACAUGCAGAGUGCACGUGGAGGAGGCCAGAGGCAGCAGAUCAUCCUCCGUCUCUUCUUCCGGCUCAUCAAGAAGCCGAACAACGCCUACGCGGGUUCACCGCACUUUUACGACUCGUCGGAGAGACAGCAGACCCGAUGUGUCGCCAAUCAGGGCUGA